Corythoichthys intestinalis (scribbled pipefish) is the source of this 3325-nucleotide messenger RNA. It is a transcript of the gene ikzf4, whose product is annotated as IKAROS family zinc finger 4. Gene Ontology annotation, biological process: regulation of transcription by RNA polymerase II. Gene Ontology annotation, molecular function: DNA-binding transcription factor activity; RNA polymerase II cis-regulatory region sequence-specific DNA binding. The transcript is spliced from 8 exons. Lineage: Eukaryota; Metazoa; Chordata; Actinopteri; Syngnathiformes; Syngnathidae. Bases 93 to 1763 code for a protein of 556 amino acids. The record is from RefSeq and is a predicted model, not a curated record.
AGAACGAGCGGUCUCCAGGUAAGAAGGCGCUUUGCCGAUUCAUCUUUGCACCCGCUAAUACAAGAACAACCAUCAUCGACUAUCAUCCGCAAAUGCAGGCAUCUGGUGAAAUAAUGAAUGCUGGUAACUGUAAUGGAGGCUCACAUGCAUCAGGCAAUGGCCAAGAGUCUUCGACAGAGCCGGACUUCUAUGAAUCGAACAGUCAGCAAUCGUUGAUUCGUUGCCCCAUUACAGAAAACUCCGUCAAGGAGGAACUGUGCAGUGAAGAGAAAUCACCGCAACCACACAGAGGGGCUCUCGGAGAGAGUAGAAGUGGGGAUAACAGAAUAGAUCUCAAGAAAGAGGGGAGCGCAGAGAAUACCAGGCUCAGACAAGGGAAUCUUUUUGGCGAGUUGGCCACUUCCAAUAACGCUUCAUCAGGACCCAUUCGACUUCCCAGUGGAAAGCUCCAAUGUGACGUGUGUGGAAUCAUCUGCAUCGGACCCAAUGUGUUGAUGGUGCACAAGCGAAGCCAUACAGGUGAGAGGCCUUUUCAGUGUAACCAGUGUGGAGCUUCCUUCACCCAAAAGGGCAACUUGUUACGCCAUAUCAAGUUACAUUCUGGAGAGAAACCUUUCAAAUGCCCCAUUUGCAACUACGCUUGCCGCAGGAGGGAUGCCCUGGCUGGACACCUACGCACACAUGCAGUUUCUUCGCCACUGGGGGGAAAGCCUUUCAAGUGCAUCUACUGCAGUCGCAGCUACAAACAACAAAGCACAUUGGAGGAUCAUUUUGACCGUUGCCACAGUUUCCUAAAGAAUCAGGACCAGGAGGCAGCAGUCAGUAAAAAGAGAGUACAGCAGGAUGAUCUGUCUGUAAAUAUGGAGAUGAUGGCAAAACCCUCGCUGGACAUGACGAAUGAGAAACCACAAUUUGCAGAUAGAUUAGCUAUCAGCAUCACGAAGCGCAAGAGGUCAACACCAAAGAAGUUUCUGGGUGACAAGCACAUGAAUCUUGACCUGCUUGAAGUCCCUUGUGACUUGUCUUCUGGUUCUGACAGAGAAGGGGAGCAACCAAACCCUCAGCCAGCAGGAGAUUCCACUGGUAUGAGCGGUAAACUCCUGCAAGACUCCAGGUGCAAACAAGGGACCAAUGCGCUUCAUCCUACAUACUUGUCUGAGCUACACACAGGCUCCACUAAUAGCAACGUGCCUCCUCAAGGAGCCCUGGGUGGACUCUCGACGGUGCCUCUCAGCCUAUCUGCUCAAGAAGCAGGCGAAGGGUGUGAAGGUCACACUUCAUUUCUCAGCCACACAACCUCACCUAAUGGAUGUCCCGACUCCACAGAUACUGAGAGCACAGCAGAAGACCUCAGCACAAGGGCUGCAGUCCACACACGUACCUCCAACAACAACCAGCACCUCCACUACCAAACCCUCGCACUGCCCCACGGCCUUCACGCCUCCAGCCUCGGCCAGGUUAAAGAGAUGGACCCAGACUGGGACAGGGUGUGUCCUUCGCCCCCCACCCUAAUGAAGAGGAGCUCUGCCUCUCCGCUUCCCCCCAGGGAGAGAGUACAGGUGUUGGACAGGGAAGGUCAACCCCUGCACUAUUACCACUGUCACCACUGCCGUAUCCUCUUCCUGGAUCACGUUAUGUUCACCAUCCACAUGGGCUGCCAUGGUUUCCACCAUCCUUUCGAGUGCAACAUCUGUGGUCACCGCAGUCGGGACCGCUAUGAGUUUUCCUCCCACAUGAGUCGAGGAGAGCACCUGCUAGCCUGAGAGGAGCAGGUAGGGGUGGGAGGUGGGCUCAUGUUUGCUCUGCACCAGAUCACGCGUUACAUCCGUUGUGUAAAAUUUAGAAUUUGACGUUUUAUUGUUAUCUGUUCAAAAGAAUCAGAAGCGGGUGAAGAAUCUUCUGAGAGCAGCGUUUCCAAGUUUACGGUGGCAAAUGAUGGAAUGCAAUUAACUGCACUCUCUUAUUGAAUCAUCUGGCAAAAUGUGAUUUUGCUUCAAAAGUGCCUUCUUGGGGGAGUUUCUCCAAACUAAAAAAAAAAGGAACAGUUGAGAAUCUCGAUUAGCCAUCUUUUCCUUAAUUGAAGUUGCUUUAUGAAAUAGUUGGAAGCCCCGUGUUUACAUGUAAAGAAUUGCAUUCGCACUAAGAGCUUUGUUUAAUGGUGCAAAGAGGGUGUUAGUGACAAGUGUCAGGUAAGCUCCAUAUGCACUGAGUGAUGUGCCUCUGGAAUUGGGUAGAGCUUUUGUCAAAGCUGUAAAGGACUGCCUUAACUCUUAACUUGUUUACAGUGUGUGACGUUGGAAACUGGUUGCUGUGAGGGAAUUUUGUGAAACAAAGCUGCACUGUGAAGUUGCAGAAUUUAGGAUUUCCUUUAGUGAGCCCUGCAAUGCUGGUGCAGAUCAGACCAUGAGCCAUGAGGUUUACAAGGAAGACCAUGAACAAGGACUGCACCUGUGGAGUCCCUGUCUUUGCCCAAGCACUUGAUGGCUUUACUUUUUUUGUGCUCAGUCUCGGCACUGAAAUAACUGCGGAAUCCUCACAAUCACAGUAGUAUAAUUUGCCAGCCUUUCUCAAAUUCCCACCAUGUUGCACUAGUUAUUAUACUCAAGUUUGCUGCACUGUGUGUGACUGAGAAUAGAAAUUCAACUGAGGUUCUUACAUUAUGGUUCUUGAAAGUAUGGCAAUCUUAACUGGAUUUAUGUUGAGUUUCACUCAUGGUGGGCUUGUUAGUGUUGCUUGUUUCAGCCUUGGUGUAAUUAAUCAGCUAUAUUCCAAAUCUUAUCCAACAUAUUCCUCAAGCGGACGAUAUGUUACCUCCUGCUUCUUUCAAGCACCCAAAUACCUUAUUGCUACAGUACAGUGACUUUUCUGUUCAUGUUGAUUUUGGGAACACGAAUGAGACCAAACUCAGUAUUCUCAAGGUGUUAUUGUGGGUUUGCUGCUUUAAUGGUUCAACUUCCUUUUUAUUGCAGAUUGUACUUGAGAUUGUUUGGAGAAAAAAAAAAGCUAAAACUGCACUUAGUGUGUUAAAAAAAAAAACCUGGAUGAAUGGAACACAGCAUGUGUGCUUGUCACCACCCUGCUUUUACCUGAAUUGUGAUUUCUUUUUUCCUUCCAAAAUGUGAAGUGAAAAAGAGGCAUGAGUUUGUGUCUCGGUGUGGACUUUGUUGUUGUUUUACGAUAUUUUGUGAGUGAUGUUACAUGACAAAAAACAAGUUACCUCAAAGUUCAACAUGUUCAACUGCCUCAUCACUGAAAAAUAUGUUCUGUUGCUUUCUGACAUGUUUCAGCAGUUAUAACUGCGUUGCCCUCGCUCUUCUGCAAACCU